Messenger RNA from Helicoverpa armigera (cotton bollworm), 6062 nucleotides. It is a transcript of the gene Ssdp, whose product is annotated as single-stranded DNA-binding protein 3. The coding region runs from base 143 to 1405 and encodes 420 amino acids. Gene Ontology annotation, cellular component: nucleus. The transcript has 7 exons. Gene Ontology annotation, molecular function: single-stranded DNA binding; protein binding. The record is from RefSeq and is a predicted model, not a curated record. Lineage: Eukaryota; Metazoa; Arthropoda; Insecta; Lepidoptera; Noctuidae. Gene Ontology annotation, biological process: positive regulation of transcription by RNA polymerase II.
CCGAGAACAAACCAAUUUCUCUAUGCCACAGACGCCAAAUGUCGCCAUCGAUCAAUGACAUUUUGUGUAGUCGAAUUUAUUGAUAUAAAGCGUUAAUGUAAAUAAUAAACAAUAUCAUCAUAAAAGUCGGCUUCCAGUCGAUAUGUAUGCCAAGGGCAAGGGCUCUACGGUGCCUUCGGACGCUCAGGCUCGCGAGAAAUUGGCGCUCUAUGUGUACGAAUACUUGCUUCAUGUCGGUGCGACCAAAGCGGCUCAAACAUUUUUGUCAGAAAUACGAUGGGAGAAGAAUAUAACACUGGGCGAGCCGCCCGGGUUCCUCCACUCGUGGUGGUGCGUGUUCUGGGACCUGUACUGUGCCGCGCCGGAGCGACGGGACACUUGUGAGCACUCAUCAGAAGCGAAGGCUUUCCACGACUAUGGUUUUGUCAAUUCUGGUUAUGGAGUCAACGGUAUCGGACACAACGCCGGCCCGGCGCCGCCCAACGACGGCAUGGGUGGCGGAGGCAUGCCCCCUGGAUUCUUCCCCAACUCUCCACUCCGACCGUCACCGCCCGCACCGCAUCCCGGAUCUCAGCCAUCUCCCCACGGACCACAACCACAGCUAAUGGGCACUGGACAACCGUUUAUAGGACCUUGGUACUCCGGUGGAGGACCGAGAGGAGCCGUACGGAUGGGCAUGGGCAAUGAUUUUAAUGGGCCUCCAGGUCAGGGCAUGAUGGGCAAUUCUCUGGAGCGGGGCGGCGGCGGAGUGCUGGGCGGGCCGCGCAUGACGCCGCCGCGGCCCGGCAUGGGGCCCAUGAGCCCGGGCGCCUACGCCGCCGGCAUGCGCGGCCCGCCGCCACAGGGACCAGGUAUGCCACCAAUGGGUAUGGGACCUCGAGGCGCGUGGGCCGGGGGUAGCGGUGGCGGCGGCGGCGGCGGCGCGGCCCCGCUCAACUACUCAGGGGGCUCUCCGGGCGCGUACGGGGCCCCGCCGGGCAGCAACGGGCCCCCGGGCCCACCGACACCGAUCAUGCCAAGCCCACAAGACUCGUCCAAUUCCGGGGGCGAGAACAUGUACACACUGAUGAAGCCGGUGGGUGGAGCGCUGGGGGCCGAGUUCCCUCUGCCCGCGGACCACGGGCCGGCGUCGCAGCACCUACCCCAGCAGCCGGCCACGGAAGGGCUGGGGGGAGUCGACGGCAUGAAGUCGUCGCCCGGAGGCGUGGGAGGGGGAGGCCCGGGAACCCCCCGGGAAGACUCUGGGUCGGGAAUGGGAGACUACAACUUAAGUUUCGGUGGCCCCGGCGGCGACCAAAACGACCAAACCGAGUCGGCAGCGAUUUUGAAAAUAAAGGAAAGCAUGCAGGAGGAGGCCAAGAGGUUCGAGAAGGAUCCCGAACACCCGGACUAUUUUAUGCAGUGAACCGUUCAUUUUCGAAAAUAACUGACGCGCCGCCGACUUGCCGAGAAAAAAAGUAUUUUUUUUUUCUUUUAAUUUUUUUUUACCGUCUGAAAGAUACCGUUACCGAAGUUUUGGUACGUUCGGUUUUUUUUGUAGUUCGGUAUCGGUAAUACCGAAGCUCUUUCGUAUUCAAGUAGUUCGGUAAUACGGUAAUACCGAAACUCUUACAUAAUCAAAAUAAAAUCUUUUUAUUGACAACUUGAGUAUACAAAACUGGUAUUUUUUUAGAUACGGAUUUUUUGGUAUUCGGUAAUGGGAAAUAGUUCGGUUUCGGAGUUUGAAGUGUUGAGACUUUUCGAUAUCAUUUUUCUAUUGGUAUCGGUAUUUUGGAUACCAAGUUUUUUGGGUAUCGGAUUUUUUCGAUAUCGAUGUAUAAAUACCGAAACCGAACUAUUUUCGUGUAAAAAUUUUAUACGAAAUUUUCAUAUGCAUUGCAAAGCUAGUUAAAUUAUAAAUUCGGUAUGAUUUUUUUUUAAUAAAAAAUAUGUGAAAUUGUAUGAUCUCAAAAUUAUACAUUUUUGGUGAGUUGGCGCGCGUUCUGAUUUGCGUUCCGACGGUCUGAUGGUAAGAAAAUCAUGUAUUUUUCAAAAUACCCUUUUCCUUCGGAGUUUUCCUUUGCACAAUUAUUUAUUAUUUUUAAUUUAGCCCGGUGUAGUAUAUUCUUUUUUUUAAUAAUAUGUUUCUCGGAUCAAUGUCAGUUGUGUUACAUAUUUUUUUCUUGAAAAGAAGAUAAAUAAAUUAGUAAAAAUUCACAUAGGAAGAUUAUUUCAUAAUAUUAUGGUCAUUUAUAAACUUUGGAAUACAAUAAGACUUUUUAAUGUUUGCAGCUACGUACAAAAAUAUUUUAAAAAAUAAUAUGUAACAUAAUUGUCAAAAAAAUACCCAAAUUCUGGUGGUAGGGUGUGAAAUUGUCAAAUGGAUUUUGUUAACGCUUUUGUCAGUCAGUAAUGAUAUUGUCAGUCAUUAACGACAUUGUCAGUCAAUAACGGCCAAGUCGUUUUUGUAUAGAAAAUGUAUACCGUUGUAAUUUUGUAUUUUGACUGACAAUGUCGACAUUUGACGUGACUAUGUCAUAUGUUGUCACAAGUUAAUUUAAAAAUAAUUAAUUUUGAUUUAUUUAUUAAAUAUGAUUUUACUGAAAAAUAAAUUAUUUAAUGCGUGAUUUUUUUAAUUUAAAAAUGUAAUUGAAAUUAUAACAAAAUAGAGUCUGUAUGUUUGUCAAGCCCUACCAUCAGUAAAAGUGAUGAAUUAUGUAUUAACAAUAUUUAAGUUAUAUAAAAAAAGGAUUUUUUAUUUCGAAUAAAUUUAUUAUGUAUGUACUAGUUAUGUAAAUGUCUUUAUUUUUUAAAAACUAAUUUUUUGACUAUGAACUUAUUCUCGAAAAGGGGCUUCGGUUGGGGGAAAGGGCUGAGUUUCAAUUAUUUUCAAAAUUUUUGGGAUUUUUUUGGAUCUUUUUCAAAAUCGUAGGUCGACCGUGGUCUCGCUAUUUGAACCGAAAUUUUGCCUCAAUUUAGCCACUUCACUGUCCAAAAUUCAGGCACAAUGGUUAAACACGCUUUACUACAAAAACUUAAACAUCUGUUGAACACAUGUCUAAAAAAUAUGUCCACAAAACGGAUCUUAUUUCAACGUCAUAAUCUGUCAUUUAGACAAGUGUUCAACUGACGUUUAAAAGUUUUUGUGGUACGACGGUCAGUGUGUAUCACAUAUGACUCCUGGGACAGGGAAGUUAUUAAACUACAUAUACAAGCUGUUGAUUUGCAUCCGUGCCAUAGUCAAGGACGUAAUUAUGCUAGUGAUUCUCGACCCAAAUCAACAAACAAAUUGGUACGUAUUUUAUUUAUUUUUUUCCGAAUUCCGUCUAUGUCAUCUAGCCGUAUUUAAACUUAACUUACUGGCCUUAAAACCGUGCUGCGCCCUCACACAAACGCAAACACAAAGAAUACGCAACGAUCAUUCGUAAAUUUCAUUCAUAAAAUUGGAUUACUUCUGAAAUACUACGACAUUACAAUGACAAAAAAAGUAGUGCAUAUUAGUUAUUUCCGAUCUACUGUAAUUCCAAUCGAUUAUUUACGUACUUUAUGUCGUCCUCCUGAACUAUGGCACAAAUGCAAAUCAACACCUUGUAUUCUACAGUAUAAGACUAUCCUCUCGAAAGAUUAAGAAUGCUUGGCCCCUUAAAGAAGGCAACCGAAGCCGUCUUUUUUUUUUAAUAUAAAAUACACAAUAUUUUAAGAAAACGACAUAGCGCACCGAUUUUUAUCAGUUUUUUUGUGCGUUAAUAUGUAUUUUGAAAUUGUUUUUUUUUUGGGCUGAAGAGGUGUGAAUCCUAAUUUUGCUUGUGGGGUGCUUACUUAAAGAAACAGGUUACCGGUACAGACAAACCUGUACGGGUAAGUACCGAUCAGUGCAGGUAUAAUAUUUCAAUAUAAUCCUAUUGAAACAGAAACAGGUUUACCUGUUUCUUUAUAAGUGAAUAGGAUUGUAUUGAAAUAUUAUACCUGCACUGAUCGGUACUUACCCGUACAGGUUUGUCUGUACCGGUAACCUGUUUCUUUAUGUAAGCAUCCAUAUAUUAAAAUCAGUAUAUAUCUUCAUCACGCCAUCACGCGUGGGUUUUUGUCACUAUCCAGCUAUUGAAAGCAGUAAUCUGUGGACGCGGGUAAAAACAUCUUUGGCAAUCGUUAGACGUAUUCAGAAGUUAGAAAGUCUGACAAUACUCUUACAAAGGGGUAUCGUGUUGCCCGGGUAACUGGGUUGAGGAGGUCAGAUAGGUAGUCUCUCCAUGGCACACUGGUAUUCAGCUGCAUCUGGUUAGACUGGUAACUGACUCCAAUAUACUUGGGUAAAGGCUAGGCAAAUGAUGAUUUUUCAAUUUAUCAUUUUUUUUAACUGUCACCAUUCUUGCUAGAUUAGAACUGGUUAUUUGUCUGUGUAAAACCUAAAAAAUUAGGAAUCAUCACUUCAGCUCAAAAACGAUCAAUACUUCUUCCACAUUUUUAAAUCGAGAAAAAAAUAUGGUAAAUUAGUUUUUAGCAUUACAUUGUUUUAAGCUCUUAAUGUUCCUAGAUUUGUAUUUUUUUUUAAUUUAUAAGGACGCGAUUUUUAAAGGAAUUUUUAAUUAUUCAAUGUAUCGGUGCGUCAGGCGGGAUCGUUUUUGGGAAGCGAACCUUUUUCAAGAUGGCCGUUUGACAGCUUAGAUGUCAAACUGUCAGGUAAUGUCAAAAAUUGUCUUUUAUCUGGUUAAUGGAUGGAAUAUGGAAGGGAAGAUAGAUCAGUUGCCUUAUGGUAUGUUUUCAAUAUUUUUGAUGGUUUAUGCCUUUGGAAUUACAUAAAAAUUGACAUAAGUAUAUCGUCAAUUUUGAGGUAGUUUUAUAGUUUCCAUACACAUUUUUAAAUAGAUAAAAUUUCGUGAAUUAAAAUUGUGCGUGCCAAUAUUUAAAUCACAUUUACAGUUUUACUCUUUUCUAGUUAUACAAAAAAUAAAGUUCUUCAUUAAUAAGUGAGUUUAUCCGGAAGUCGCUGGAUGCAGGUCGCCUCCAACAGGUAUCUGUGGAGAUCUAAGGGGGAGGCCUAUGUUCAGCAGUGGACGUCCUAUGCCUGAGAUGAUGAUGAUGAUGAUGAUGAAGUGAGUUUCCCAAAGACGGUGUCGCGUCAGUUUUUUUAUGUUCCGAAGUGCGAUAGAAUUAUUGGAAGUAAGUGUCGAUAAUUCCUCUCACUCCGGAACAAGCAUUUAUUCAUGUUUAAUAAAUUAUAUCGAUAUACAGAUAUUGUCGCGCGGUAACCACUAUGUUUAGUAAUAGCGGGCUAGGGCCGCACAAAACUAUCGAUAUCGAGAAAUACAACAAACAAAACAAAAGUUUUUAUUCAUCGACAAUAUCGAUAACUUUGCCCGUCCCUAGUCAAGGUGGAGAUUUUUAUGCAGAAAAAUUUUAUACCGUGAGAUAGUGAUGUGUUGUAGGUUUCUUUUCAUUCUGGUAUUUUUCAUGUAGUAUAGGUAUUUUUUUUUCUUUCGGGGUGUGUGGAAAUCUGUAUAAAUUAGAUUUUACUAGAGAUUUUUCGGAGAGGUAGUUCUUAAGUUAUAUGGGGCGUCGCCCUGUCCAUAGCUCUGCGCAAAGUUGGGUUCAUUUAGUGGCCACUAGUGAUGUGACACCUCUAUAUCGAUAACAAUUGAAUCUCGACUCGAAUUCGGACAAAAAAGUAUUUUUCGUUUAUUAAAAAAAAACGUGUAAAUAAAAUCAAACCUUUUGGAUGGAGAUUAUUUUUCAAAUUUUUCUUUUUUUGUUUUUAUUUUAAUUUUAACUUUUUUUAACACUAAACGGACCCAAACAUUGUAUAUUACGCAGCGUUGAAUUAAUUAGGAAAUAAGAAUUUAGUGUUAACACAAAAUAGAUUUCAACAAUGCAAAAAAAAGUUUUUUAAAAAAUAUUAUGAUUAUUUUUUUUUGUUUAAUAAUAUUAAUUGAUUAAUACAAGUAGCGUGAGGUUGUAUCUUUGUUUAAAGUUAAGAUAUAAUUAUUUCCUUUAAUUUGUCACUUAGAUAAAUAAAAUAUUUUUUUCUUAUCUUAUUGAUGUCAUGUUUAUAUACAUACAUAAAUAGUUAUUAUAUAUUAAAGAUA